AUGCUGGCGUCCAUCGCUGCCCCCUGCCCUGCCGCCUAUCUGCACCCCAAAGCUCUCCAGCUCACUCCCACUGGUGAUGGCACCCAGCAGCAUCUUGACGCGGAGGUGGCGAUCCCAGGCGCCAUCAAGCUGCAGGAGGGGCUGUUUGAGUUGGGCCGCGCCCCGCCUGCCGACAUCCUCAUCGAGAUCCCCACGGUGAGCACCCGGCACGCCACGCUGCGUGUCGGCGAGGCGUCCGUCAUUGUCACUGACCUGGGCUCCACCAACGGCACCACAAUUGAUGGCGAGGAACUGGAGGCAACCCAAGCGGCCGAGCUGAAGCCAGGCAGCGAAAUCGUGUUUGGCGACAAGUACAUUGCAAAGUUCCGCCUGGACGUCGUCGAAGAUGCGCCGCCCCCAGCAGAGGCCCCCGCCGCCAAGGAAGCUGUCCCCGCUGCCGCCGAAGAGAAGGCAGAGUGA
Messenger RNA from Chlorella variabilis, 459 nucleotides. RefSeq lists its product as hypothetical. The transcript is spliced from 6 exons. NCBI's taxonomy places the organism in Eukaryota, Viridiplantae, Chlorophyta, Trebouxiophyceae, Chlorellales, Chlorellaceae. The coding region runs from base 1 to 459 and encodes 152 amino acids. Gene Ontology annotation, molecular function: mRNA binding; protein binding. The record is from RefSeq and is a predicted model, not a curated record.